GUGUUUGUUCAACAUUUUUGUUAAAAAAAGUAGGAUAAUGUACUUUUGGAUAAUAUUAGGGUGUUGUUUAAUACAAAUAGACUGUACUAUUACACCAAAAAAAUUAAAUGCUUUAGUUAUUUUGGCUGACGAUGGAGGUUUUGAAAUGGGAGUAUAUCGCAACAAAAUAUGCCAAACCCCAAAUCUGGAUAGGUUGGCCCGACAGAGUUUAAUAUUUAAUAAAGCAUUUACAUCAGUGAGCAGUUGUUCUCCAAGCCGAGCUGCACUUUUGACAGGAACACCAUCUCAUCAAAAUGGCAUGUACGGCUUGCAUCAAGGAAUACAUAACUUUAAUUCCUUGUCUAAUGUAAACAGUAUAUCCAAUAUAUUAAAGCAAAACGGAAUACGGACAGGUAUUAUCGGUAAGAAACACGUAGGCCCACAAGAAGUGUAUCCAUUUGAUUUUGCUGAAACGGAAGAAAACAAUUCUAUAUUACAAGUAGGAAGAAAUAUUACUCAUAUUAAAUUGUUGACAAGACAAUUCUUAAACACUUCAGAUCCAUUCUUUCUAUAUAUCGGAUUUCACGACCCACAUCGAUGCGGACACACUAAUCCUGAAUAUGGUGAGUUCUGUCAGAAAUUUGGUAAUGGAGAACAAGGAAUGGGUGUGAUUCCCGAUUGGCACCCUAUUAUCUACCAGCCAGAACAACUGCAAUUGCCGUAUUUUAUUCCAAACACUCUUGAAGCUCGAAUAGACGUAGCGCACCAGUACACGACCAUAUCAAGACUUGAUCAAGGUGUUGGUCUUAUUAUUGAUGAAUUAAAAAAAUCUGGUCAUUAUGACAAUACCUUGAUUAUAUACUCGAGUGACAACGGAAUACCAUUUCCAAACGGAAGAACUAAUUUGUACGAUUCCGGCGUGGCGGAACCAUUGCUAAUUUCUUCUCCGUUACAUAAAGAGAGAAGAAAUCAAGUGACCAAUUCAUUAGCCAGUUUGCUAGAUAUCGUUCCUACAUUAUUAGAUUGGUAUGGAAUUAAGGAUGAGAAUAAUAUUGAAGAAAACACAGUUGGGAAGAAAUUCGAUUACUUAACAGGAAAAUCAUUGUUGCCACUUUUGAUUAAAGUGUUUGGUUCUUUUGAAAAGUUUAAUAAGCUUGGAAGCUGGGAACCAGCUGAUAAAUCUAAAGAAAUCAUCUUUGGAAGUCAUAAUUUGCACGAAAUUACAAUGUUUUAUCCCAUGAGAAUGGCGCGUACCCAAAGGUACAAACUGAUUCACAAUUUAAAUUAUUACGCUCCUUUUCCGAUCGAUCAAGAUCUCUAUCUGUCGCCUACAUUCCAAGAUAUUUUGAACAACACCAAAUCACACAAAAACCCAAUGUGGUAUAAAACCCUACAAGGAUAUUAUAAGCGUCCCGAAUGGGAAUUAUAUGACCUAAAGUAUGAUCCUGCAGAAGUUAAUAACAUCGUUAAGAAAAAUAGUUCUCAAAGCAUAUUUCAAAAUUUGAAGAAAAGAUUAAAUCUUUGGCAAAAACAAACAAAUGAUCCUUGGAUAUGCUCUCCACACGCAGUUCUGGAAGAUACUGGUAGUUUUAAGAACAAUCCACAAUGUUUGGAUUUAGACAAUGUCUUAUAGAUUUUCGAAUCAAACGUAACGAAUUAAGUUUGCAAUACAGAAAUUCCUAUCAAACUGUCUUUUGUCGAAAAUAUUAAACUUAAACAGUUAAGCACAAUAUUGUGGAAAUAUAAAAUAAAACAUAAUAAAUAUUACAUAUUAGUUGAAGCAAUAAGUAAAAAAUCUUUGAAUAUGCCGUUGCAAAUACUCUGGAAUCUAAUAUUAUGAUAGAUAAUUUGUUUAAAAAGUUAAUAAAAUGUCUUAAAAUCUCUUACCAACAGAAAGAAGAUACAAAAUUUGUCAUAAGUUUUUUGUAAGUCCUUCUCUCUAUUAGGAUUACCGUAUAGGUCUCUCAUAAUUCUCGCCAUUCAUCUCUAUUGUUUGUAAGACGUUCCUGUAGUUCUUUUAAUAUCAUCGCUCCAGGCAUUUGCGGUCUUCCUCGUGGUCUUUUGGCUUCAUAUGGUCGCCAAUUCACGAUUUCUUUAUUUCACCGGCCAUCCUUCAGACGUUCGAUAUGUCCAGCCCAUUUCCAUUUAGCUGCCUGUUCGACAGCAUCUUUUACUUUUGUUCUAUUACGAAUGUUUUCAUUGGUUUUAUGAUAUUUGAGUGAGAUACCCAACAUCUGUCGUUCCAUAGCUCUCUGAGCUUUUCUGAUCUCCUCCAUGUUUACUUUAGUGAAUGUUCAGGUUUGAGCUCCAUAUGUAAGUACAGGUAGGAUACAAGAAUUAAAUACUUUGGUUCGCAGUCUUUGAGGUAUAUUUUUAUUUUUAAGUACGUAUGAGAGUCUUACAAAUGCUGCCCAUCCCAUUUUUAAACGUCUGCUUAUUUGGUAGUCUGAUUGGUAGGUAGUUUUUUUUGCUUAUCUUGACAUUUUGAACCAGAUAUGUAUAUUCAUUUACGUGUCCUAUAUCUGUCCCUUGGAUGUUUAUCAUAGGUUUGUCAUCUUUUUUUGACAUUAUUUUAUGAAAGUUUUUGAUGAAAUUCAUUUUCAGUCCUUUUUCUAGGGAUUCUGUGUGUAGCUCCUUAAUCAUCGUAUUCAGUGCAUCCCACGUAUUGGCUAUUAGUACUACAUCUUCUGCGUAUCUAAGAUGAUUCAAGUAUCUUCCGUUAAUAGGGAUUCCCUCAUUUUCCCAGUCUAUUGACUUGGAAGAUAUCUUUUAGGGCAGCUGUAAAUAAUUUUGGAGAUAUUGUGUCCCCUUGUCUUACGCCUCGGUUGAUUUUUACUGGUCUUGUUUCGAUUCCAUUACCCAACGUCACUAUUAUUUCAGGUUGUUCGUAAAUAGUAUGUAUUAAUAUUCUGUACCCGGAGUCGAUCCGGUUGUUGACUAAUGCUUUUUCUAUUGCCCACAGUUCUACGUUAUUAAAAGCUUUUUCAUAAUCUAUAAAAACCAUACAUAAUGGGAGAUUGUAUUCGUUAGUCUUUUAUAUUAGGAUUUUCAAAGUAUAUAGAUGGUCACAAGUGCUGUACCCUUUAACCUGUUUAUAAUAAUCUUUGUAAAUGUUUUGUAAAGUUGUGAAAGAAGUGAGAUUGGUCGAUAAUUUUUAAGGUCUAUGGUGUCCCCCUUUUGUGUAUUAGUAUUGUAUUAGCAGUAUUCCAUUGUUCGGAUAUGUUGCCUUCGAAUAGACAUUUAUUAAAUAGUGGUUUUAGAUAUGUGAUGGCUUCUUCUCCGCCUUCCUUCAGCAUUUCUGCUAGGAUUCCAUUGCUUCCAGGAGCUUUAUUUCCUUUACUGCUCUUUCUAUUUCUUCGUGGCUUAUUUCGGGCACCCGAAACAUAUAUAUUCGGACAUCACUUCGAGUUGACAUUUGUUAUCUGCCUUUUCAAGUUUUGCUUUGAUGAGUUAGAGGGAUAGUUUCUGGAACGAUACAGAUGGGCGUAGAAUUUUUCAAUUGAGUUAGCUAUAUCAGAUUUACUUUCUCUAGUUUUCCUUGUUCAUUUUUAAUGGUUAUUAUGUUUUUAUUUUCUAGUUUCGGGUUGGUGCAUUUGAGACUUCGGUUUUUCUCUAUGACUUGUUCUAUACGGUCUUCUUGAUGUUUUUUAAUGUUCUCUUUUAUCUGUUUUCUUAUUACUCGAUUAAGUUCCUUAAACUCUGCAGUGUCUCUUUUGUUUUAUCUCAUAUCUUUUCUUUGUUUCAGCAUGUUUUGUGAUUCUUACACUUAUUUUGAAGUUUCCUUUACUGUUAGCGGUUGGCACUUCUGAGCUUGCAUUUAAUAAUCCUUUUGUUAUGACUUCAUUGAUUUCAUUUAAGCUAAGUUUAUCUAUUAUAUGAGAUUUUAGUUUAUCUGUAUCUAUAUUCCAAGUUUUUCUAAAUUUAUCUCUAAUUUGGCUCUAACCAUUUGGUGAUCGCUACUUACUGACGCCGUAUUUAUUACUGUUAGGUCCUGUAUGAUAUUUGUUUUGUUACACAGUAUAUAAUCUAUUUCGUUCCGAGUUUUUCCGUUUGAGAAUAGCCACGUCCACUUUCUUUGAGGUUUUUUCUUAUAGACUGUGUUCAUUGUAUAGUAUUUGUGGCCUGUAGGAAGUUAACCAAGGUCUCUCUCAUUUCUAACUCCAGAGCCGAAUUGUCCUAUAUAGUUUCGGUUUUUUUUCAGUCAAGUGAUAUGUUUAGUUAACAAAAAAAAAUUCGUUCACGUACACAUAUUCUUCUUCUGUGAGGUUAUGUAACCCAGAUGCUGUUAAGUUUUAACACAGUGGUGUUAAAUUGUUUUUUGAUUCUACAAAACUAUAAACAAAUUUGUAAUUCAGAAAAAGUCACAUGACCAUAUGUUAGAUGAAUAAGAUGGACACUCUAACGCAUUCAUGAUAGACCAGCUUGUUUUAAAAAUUAUCAGUUUUAGUCACCAAUUUAAAACAAACUUUUCGUUUUAAAUUUGUUAUGUCAAAGUUAUUAUUAUUCCAAUUUUUUCCAUGUAGUUAAGUUUGCAAGAAAUUGAAUUUCAGAAUUCUAGAAUUUUAUCAACAUUGGAUAGUGCCGAUAUAUGAAAUGUAUUCCAGAAAAUUUUGAAACACACUAUAUAAGACAACCCUAAAAGUUAAAAACAAUAAUUUCGAAUAUUUAAUAGUUAAGUGCCAUUAGAUAUUAUGAAUGCUGCUUGUUUUUAUAAAUAUUUUAAAAUUAUUCGUUCCUUUUAUAUUCAGGGUAUAGGUUAGUUUUAAGUUGAUAUAUUUUUAUAGGUAUUUAAAGUUAUACAUAUGGAUGUUAUAAAUACAAUAAAAUGUUGUUUUUGGAAUU
Molecule: messenger RNA, 4821 nt
Organism: Diabrotica balteata
Lineage: Eukaryota; Metazoa; Arthropoda; Insecta; Coleoptera; Chrysomelidae
Source: the annotation of a GenBank genome assembly